Centrocercus urophasianus (Greater sage-grouse) is the source of this 10873-nucleotide messenger RNA. RefSeq names its product sperm antigen with calponin homology and coiled-coil domains 1 like (gene SPECC1L). Gene Ontology annotation, cellular component: microtubule organizing center; filamentous actin. Gene Ontology annotation, biological process: actin cytoskeleton organization. The coding region runs from base 105 to 3461 and encodes 1118 amino acids. Gene Ontology annotation, molecular function: protein binding. NCBI's taxonomy places the organism in Eukaryota, Metazoa, Chordata, Aves, Galliformes, Phasianidae. The record is from RefSeq and is a predicted model, not a curated record. The transcript has 16 exons.
CCGCGCCGCGAAGACGCGGGAAGGAGGAGGAGGAGGAGGAGGAGGAGGAGGAGGAGGCGGCUGCCCGAUUUGUUUGUAAAUGCAUCAUAAACAGACAGCCCAGAAUGAAGAAAGCAAGCAGGAGUGUUGGCUCAGUGCCCAAAGUGCCUGGAGUAAAUAAGACUCAAACAACUGAAAAAACCAAACCGGAGAGCGGCUCCUCACUGUCUGCAGUAACAAAACUCUCCAAACCCGGGACAUCAGCAUCCCUUUUGAAGACUAAGAGCAACGAUGACCUCUUAGCAGGGAUGGCCAGUGGCGGUGGAGUGACAAUGACCAACGGUGUCAAGGCAAAGAAGAGCACGUGUGCACCAACAGUGUCUUCAGCUACAGGGACAACCAUGAACACUCUGGAAAAUAAACCUAAAACUGUUGCAGGUUCCACAGCUAAGCGUAGCACUUCAUCUGGAACUAAAGAAUCCAGCUCUUCUAGGGAGAGAAUACGCGAUCGGUCCCGCUUAAGCCAGAGUAAGAAACUGCCUCUGGCUGGACAGGGCAGCAAUGAUGCGGUCCUGGCAAAACGUUCCCGCAGUCGCACCAAUCCGGAAUCGGAUAUUCGGAUGAGCAAGUCCAAAUCAGACAAUCAGAUCAGUGACAAAGCUGCAUUGGAAGCAAAGGUGAAUGAUCUUCUGACGCUAGCAAAAACUAAAGAUGUGGAAAUCUUGCAUCUGAGAAAUGAACUAAGGGACAUGCGUGCUCAGCUGGGACUUAAUGAAGACCAAGUUGAAGGUGAUGAAAAAUCUGAAGAAAAAGAGGCCAUUGUUGUCCAUCAGCCGACUGAUGUAGAGUCUACGUUGCUACAGUUACAGGAACAAAACACUGCCAUCCGAGAAGAGCUCAACCAGCUGAAGAAUGAGAACCGAAUGUUAAAAGACAGACUAAAUGCAUUAGGCUUCUCUUUGGAACAAAGGCUGGACAACUCUGAGAAACUCUUUGGUUACCAGUCUUUGAGUCCAGAGAUUACAGCUGGCAACCACAGUGAUGGUGGUGGUACUCUGACAUCUUCUGUGGAAGGUUCUGCUCCUGGGUCAAUGGAAGACUUGCUAAGUCAGGAUGAACACACUCUGAUGGACAACCAGCAUAGUAACUCCAUGGAUAAUUUAGAUAGCGAGUGCAGUGAAGUGUAUCAGCCACUGACAUCGAGUGAUGAUGCUUUAGAUGCUCCGUCAUCUUCAGAGUCUGAAGGCGUACCAAGUAUAGAAAGAUCUAGAAAAGGAAGCAGUGGCAACGCGAGCGAAGUGUCCGUAGCUUGUCUGACAGAGCGGAUACAUCAGAUGGAAGAGAACCAGCACAGCACAGCAGAAGAGCUCCAAGCCACGCUUCAAGAGCUUGCAGAUCUGCAGCAAAUAACGCAAGAGCUAAACAGCGAGAACGAAAGACUGGGAGAGGAAAAAGUCAUCCUGAUGGAAUCUCUGUGCCAGCAAAGUGAUAAGUUGGAACAUUUUAGCCGUCAGAUAGAGUAUUUUCGGUCUCUUUUAGAUGAACACCAUAUUUCCUACGUAAUUGAUGAAGAUAUGAAAAGUGGUCGCUACAUGGAGUUGGAGCAGCGCUACAUGGACCUUGCAGAGAACGCCCGGUUUGAGCGGGAGCAGCUGUUAGGUGUUCAGCAGCACUUGAGCAACACUUUGAAGAUGGCAGAACAAGACAAUAAGGAGGCCCAAGAAAUGAUAGGGGCAUUGAAGGAACGCAAUCACCACAUGGAACGGAUCAUUGAGUCAGAACAGAAAAGCAAAACAGCAAUAGCAUCGACCUUAGAGGAGUACAAAGCCACGGUAGCCAGCGACCAGAUAGAGAUGAACAGGCUGAAGGCUCAGUUAGAGCACGAGAAGCAGAAGGUGGCUGAGUUGUAUUCAAUACACAACUCUGGAGACAAAUCAGAUAUACAGGAUUUGCUAGAGAGUGUCAGGCUGGAUAAAGAAAAAGCAGAGACACUGGCCAGCGGUCUGCAAGAGGAGCUGGCGCACACUCGCAAUGAUGCCAAUCGAUUGCAAGAUGCCAUUGCUAAGGUUGAAGAUGAAUACAGAGUAUUCCAAGAAGAAGCCAAGAAACAAAUAGAGGAUCUUAAUGUGACUCUAGAAAAACUUCGGGCAGAGCUCGAUGAGAAAGAAACUGAGAGAAGUGACAUGAAAGAAACCAUCUUCGAGUUGGAGGAUGAAGUAGAGCAGCAUCGGGCUGUGAAGCUUCAUGACAAUCUCAUCAUAUCUGAUUUGGAGAAUACUGUUAAAAAACUUCAGGACCAAAAGCAUGACAUGGAAAGAGAGAUCAAGAAUCUUCACAGGAGACUCCGGGAGGAGUCAGCAGAAUGGCGUCAGUUCCAAGCUGAUCUCCAGACUGCGGUGGUUAUAGCAAAUGAUAUAAAGUCUGAGGCCCAGGAAGAGAUAGGAGACCUAAAGCGAAGAUUACAUGAAGCUCAGGAGAAAAAUGAGAAGCUCACUAAAGAGUUGGAGGAAAUCAAGUCACGCAAGCAGGAAGAAGAACGCGGGCGAGUGUACAAUUACAUGAAUGCUGUAGAGAGAGAUUUGGCAGCUCUGAGACAGGGAAUGGGCCUGAGCCGCAGGUCGUCCACCUCCUCAGAGCCAACUCCGACUGUCAAAACACUCAUCAAGUCCUUUGACAGUGCCUCCCAAGUUCCAAGUCCUGCUGCUGCCACAAUUCCUCGCACUCCUCUGAGCCCGAGUCCCAUGAAGACGCCCCCAGCUGCUGCUGUAUCCCCCAUGCAGAGGCAUUCUAUAAGCGGACCAAUCUCUGCUUCUAAACCCCUUGCUACACUGACAGACAAAAGACCAAGCUAUGCUGAAAUCCCUGUUCAAGAACAUCUGUUGAGAACGUCUUCUACCAGCAGACCAGCAUCUUUGCCAAGAGUUCCUGCAAUGGAAAGUGCCAAAUCUAUUUCAGUGUCUCGAAGAAGUAGUGAAGAAAUCAAACGGGAUAUCAGUGCACCCGAUGGAGGGUCUCCAGCAUCUCUCAUGGCAAUGGGUACCACCUCACCACAGCUGUCCCUCUCAUCCUCCCCUACAGCAUCAGUCACCCCUACAACCAGAAGUCGAAUAAGGGAAGAAAGGAAAGAUCCUUUGUCUGCCCUUGCAAGAGAAUAUGGAGGAUCGAAGAGAAAUGCCUUGCUGAAAUGGUGCCAGAAAAAAACAGAAGGAUAUCAGAAUAUUGACAUAACAAACUUCAGCAGCAGCUGGAAUGAUGGCUUGGCUUUCUGUGCAGUCCUCCAUACUUACCUCCCAGCCCAUAUUCCUUAUCAAGAGCUGAACAGCCAGGACAAGAGGAGAAACUUCACUUUGGCUUUUCAGGCAGCUGAAAGCGUUGGCAUCAAAUCCACUCUGGACAUCAAUGAAAUGGUGCGAACUGAACGUCCGGACUGGCAGAAUGUCAUGCUGUAUGUUACAGCAAUUUACAAAUACUUUGAAACCUGAAACCCUAAUAAUUCAACAGAUUCAUGAAGUAGAACCGACAUUAGCUACCAGAUGGAAAUCUUGCUGAAAUGCUAAUCCCCAUUUCACUAAAAACUGGCAUCAGUUGAGUCCCUUCAAACUUCGGUGACGCUAUCCUGGAUUGCUUCAGACUGCUUCAGCUACUAAGCCUGGAAACAACUGUUAAAAAGCAAAAACUUGUUGCCGCUGCUUGGAAUAACCCAAGUAAUUAAGCUAUUCAGAUUAAUUAUGUAGCCUAAAGAGCCUGGACUGCUUAUCUACCGCCUUGCCAGCCAGACUUCCUGAAGCUUUCUUACCUAAGAGAGUGAGAUGAAUGGAUCCUCUAGCAUAUGGGAGACUGAGUGUACAGCUAAUGCUUUGAGAAGGAAAGGAUAACAUGGCAUCAUAUUACUGAACUUUCUGUAGUGUCCUGAUACCACAGUCUAAAUAUUCCACCUACAGCCUAUGGCACCCCAAUACAGUAGAGUUCCUGAUGGUAAUUUAGUUACUGCCUUUAUAGCUAUUUUCACCCCUUUAAAAUGUGCACAAUAUUCUAGGAAAACAAGCUUUUAUUUCAUCACAACAGCUUGAGUGGAAAAGUGGUCUUGAUACCUCGGAAAAUUUGGCACAGAAGAACUCUUUCUUCUAAAGUUUCGUUAUAAGCCUACCUCUGUCACAGUGUUGUGGCUUCCAACUUUAUCUUAUGGAUUCUAAAGACUACCAUAUACAGCUCCUGGUUUUCAGGUUAUGCUGUAUUGAAAGGAAUCUGUCAGUAGCUCUCUGUGCUUCCAUUAUAGCAAAAAUGAAUCAAUAAUCAACCCUUGUAUGGCUUGUUCUUUCCCCUUUUCUUCCUAUGCCUGUAUAGCAUGCACAGCUACCCCAGGCUUUACUUCACAGCAAUACGAGGAAACGUCGUGGAUGUCUGUGGUAGCAUUUUGGAACUGGGACAGCAUUUCCUCUGCAGAGAAGAUACUUUCAGUAAGAUGUAAUAAUGAAGAUAUUUGUCUAAAAAUCUACCUUUGCAAUUUCCUGUGUGUCUUUCAUUGAUGUUGCACAUCCUCAUCUGAGUGAUAGAAGGUGAGAUGUUCUCUGACAAGAGUGGAGGAACUAAUGUAAUGUGUGUAUACCCAGCAGUCUCAAAUAUUGCAUGGAAAAGACUUGCUCUCACAAGGAAUUAACCGAGAAACUUUGGUUUGCUCAGCUUUUGUUUUCCUAAAAUGCACCUGAAUUCAUGUAACAGCUCUUGGGCAAAAGAGUUCAAGCAAGUGCCUUAGCUAUCAUUGAUUGAUACAUCCUGGCACUUCAGGGCUUUGUGCAGAAUGUUAAUGGCUCAGAAUGAUUUAAUCCAUCCGUUUGUUAUAAGCUGUUAAAAUGUUUGUUGUAAUCUGGUUCGUCAAAUCAAGGGAAUGCUUCACUCUGCCAUUGCUUCUGCCUCUUCUUUUCCAGAAUAUUUUCCAGCAGUUAAGCCACAGUUGAACAUCUCUCAUUAAUAUUAAGCAGAAGCCUACUUUAGAAGCGAGUUCUGUAACAACUGCUAUUUAUAAGCACAUGCUCUUUCAACACAGUAACCCUGUUAUAAAGAAUCUUCUAUUCCUAUGGUGCUCUUACGACUGUUAAGGACUGUUUGAAUGUCAUUGAUGUUAACUCAGUGAAUGCAGCUCCACUUGGCAUCUGUGAAACUUCAUCGUGGUACAGAAGCACAGAUUUAACUCAGACUUAUUGCCAAACCUAAAAAGCUCUCAUCUGAAGAACAUAGCCCAUGUGAAGAGUAAUAAUUCAGUAUGUCUCCAGCAGCUAGCAUUAUAGAAAAUUACUUCUUAAAAUGCUUACACUGACACGUCUGUAAUAGAAUACAUUAUAAAUGUGCCUGUAAGAAUAUAUGAAAUGUUGCAAAACAACUUCUUAGAGGGGCUCUGGAGAAGUUUUCGGAGCAACAGUGUCUCAUGCAUCCUUAUGAUUCUUUAGCCUGCAUAUCCCUAAAAGUAGCUGGAUACCCUCAAUUUAUCAGUUGGUGCAUUUGAAAAGCCAGCAUACUCUAAAGGCAGUUGUUGCAAGAGAGGCUUCAAAUGGAAAAAAAAAAAAAUCAUUAACAGAUUUUAAUAAAAUUCUGAAAUAUAGUUUCCUUUCCUGUAUAUUCCUUCCAGUAUUUUUAUUUACUUUGCUUCUUCAAAUAAGUCUCAACAGGAGCAGUCCUAUUGGAAAUACAUGGUACUGCUGGCUUAUGUUCCAUCUCUUACUAGAUUCCAACUUAUGCACAUUCGUGCUUAUAAAUCUGUACUCUUCCUUUGAAUAGACAUCCUUAUCUGUGAUUGUCUUAUUUGUUGCUUUGUAUAUAAAGAAAGUAUUUUUCCAAUGACAAGGACAGCGUUUCUUGGUCUAAAUUCACUCAUGAGCUGUUGUGUUUUUUACAUUGAUUUGUUCUGUGUGAUGGCCCACCUCCUUUACCAGGAACACUGUGCCAGCCCUUAACUAAAUAACGCAUGGUAGUAAGAGGAGGAAACCACAUUUUUCUCAUACCUUCUUUUGAAAAGUUGUGCUGCUGGUCUUCAGAGAGAGAAGUUAUGAGCCACUACAGAAAGGACCUUAUUUUGAACUUCAGUGCUCUGUAAGCUUCAUGGUGUGGUCUGGCUGAUAAAAGCCUAUCUAGAAAGGAAUAUUGGGCUCCAUAAAGAGAUUUUUUUAUAAUCAUACAUCUGAGCCUUUACAAAUAAGAUGCCAUACAGCUGUCCAAGUGAAAGCAAUGAAGGAAAGCAAUGAAGCAAUGACAGAUAAAAAACAAACAUAAUGCCCUGCUGCACUCUGCCACAUGUUUUCUGCAAAGGUUCAAACAGCAUUUAAUUUUUCAAGUGAAAGAAUAGCUGUAGCCCUUCUGGACGCGGAUGAUACUGUCCUACUUGGUUCCUGCUCGCACUUAAUCCUGAAACUGCCUGUUAUUUCUUACAUAUGGAGCGAGGUUUCUGCUGAUUUAAUUUCCUCUUUUUUUAACCAGCCCGGAAAAUAUUAUUGAAUGUGUUUCAAAAAAAAAAAAAAAAAAAAAAAGAAAGAAAAAAGACAAAUAUUUUAUCCGUUUCUAUUACUACAAUUUAAUAUGUGCCUUGCAAAUGCCUGUGCUGUAGUAUAUCAGGGCUAGUUAUUGCCAGCUGUGGGCAGAAGGGAUCUGUCAAAAAUACUGGUGCAGAUAUGGCUAUAUGACCUAAUGGAUCCUGUUUCCUGAAAUGAUUCCAUAGACCACAGAGAUGUCAGUUUAGAGUCAGAUGUGUCUUAGGGUUGCCUGGUUGUCAUCAUGAUAAUCGUAAGCUUUGAACUGUGGCAUUUUCUUUACCAAAAAGAAAGGAUGAGAAGAUAAAUUUUGGUCAUUAAGGAGAAUUCUGUCCGUUUUGACCCAGUAUCUGACAGUAACAGAAUUAAGGUGACUUCAGAAUGAAUUACACUUGUCUUGAUUUUCAGUUGGUUUGGUUUGAUUCAUUUUGCUGUCUUGUAUACUUUAUGUGGAAACACCAAUUCUGUAGCCCUGGUGUUGUGAAUGGAUCUCUGUGACCCUCAGAGAGAUCUCUCGUCCUCAUGCUUCUGAAAAGUUGUGCACAAAAGGCUCCCUUUUAAAAUUGUGUUGGUGGAUAGGCUAUCUACAAGGUAGCAUUUAUUUAUAGUGUAUCAAGAUUUAAAAAUAAUUAUUUUUCUCUUGCAUAAAAUGUGUUCCUCAAGUUUCUCAUAAUUUGGCUAAUUUUGUAAAGUAUUUCCACUGUUCUUGUGUUUUGGGGAAGUCCAUUCUCGUGCUUUUUGUUUGCAAGGGCAAAGUGAACUCAGCUUUGAUGUAUGGAUGUAAUCUGCUAUAAAUGCUGCUGGCUGCAUUCAGCCUCUGGUUUUACCUGCAUAAGUAGAAAUGCAUUUGCUCUGACGAUGCGCACAACACAGUGGUUUAAACUGCUGAUAAUCUGCCUUAAAUUUGUAGCUGUGACAAAAAAUUCUCCUUGGUGUCUCCCCUCUGUUAAUGAUCUCAGUGUUAAAUUCUCUGUUUUUUUUCAUUUCCCUCAUUCAGCGCUUCAGAAAGUUGAAAACUGACCAUUUGGGCUCUGUUGCAUCUUUUCCAUGACCAACAAAAUGACUUUUAUUCAAUUCUAGCAGUUUCUGUACAGUUUCGACCUGGGUACAGAUUUUCUUAUAGCCUAGAUUCAAACAAGCUUAAUUGGGAAGUAUGAGGUAUGGAGAACUUCUUACUUUGUUCUGCUUGUGACCAGCUUGGGAAUGCUGAUAUGUGGCAGUCUCUUCAGAAGCUGCCUUUCCUGGAUGGCUGGCAAGAAGUUAUGCACAGGCUAAAGUUGAGCCUUUAAAAUUGUGUUUAUAUGACUCGUGUGGUGACUUUACCUCUUAUUUGCCUAUUACAACCACUGCAGGAAUAGCUGAGCUGCAGGCUGCCUUGAGCAGGAGCAAUUAGAGGGCAGAAUCCUUUUGGGAAGGAAGCCAGUUGUACACCUUGACACCAUUUUUUGCCUAUUGUAAGAAAUACUCCUGCUGAAGUGGCCAACUGAAUAGGAUUUUGAAAUAAUAGCAUUAGUGUACAGCCUGAUUCAACUGUAUAGUUUAUUUGUGGUCCUUCCCUUGACUCGGUGAAUAUUUUUCUCUGUUAUUCUUAUGUUCUGCCAAGCUCUGCUUCUGCAGUUCCUUUCUUAAGUUAGCAUUAGUGCAUGAAUAGUCAAUGAUAUUAGCCCAUCCAAUAAACGAUUUGGUGGGACAUGCUCUUAAAACAAGGUAGUCAUUCACAAGUUCUGGACAUGCCAUUGUGCUUUCCCAGGUUAGUGUGUGUUAAAUGGAAAAAUACCUUAGAACUGCUUAACUCUUCCUUGACUUCCUUUUCAACCAUAUAAUCUCCAUCACCCUACAGUGCCCAUCAGGUCGUAGAGAUCUUUUAAUGCAUUUAACUGUCUCUAUUUAGAAAGGUAUCUCUAGGAGUGUUUCUGCCCUCGAAGAAGUGUGACUGGAUGGGCUUUGAGUGACUCACUGGCUUGCUGAGCCUUUAUUUGUGCAAGGUUUUCCUGUGUAAUCAGCAUAAUUUUGCUUGGCAAUUGUCAAAGCCAUUAUGUUAAGUAUCUGGGAUGUACUGCAAGUAUGCUUUUGAUAAUUAAUACUAAAUAACUCUUAAGAUGGAGUUCUGGAGUUCUGAUUUUUGUCAGCAUUGCUAAGAAUUUCUGUUUUUCCUUAUGUAUCUGUGCUUGUCAGUUUUUGGUCUACCAUUCACUUGAAUUCAGUUUGGCAAGUCUAUGGCCUCUAUCCAUGAGUUCAUUCUGUGAUAGCAGGUUUGCUUCCUCACACUGAGACUUCAGUAGUAGCUAUGAAUACGAGAUGAUUUCAUUCCCAUUGGCAUUUGUGUUUUUCUUGGAAUAUUCCUUACCCUUUGGCCACUGUCUACCGGAGUUACAGACAGUACUUAGCAUUUCCAAUAGGAACUGUGGAUGUAGAAUGGGAGGAGGAACUUCUUGCAGAAUUAUGGCAGUCUGAUGUGAUUAAGCUUGUUUCAUUUUAAUUCCCUAUUUUCAGGGAGUUUCAGUUCAGCCAAAAUCACUUACUCAAAGCUGAAAGGUGGCACGUUCAUUCUCCACUGAGAAGUAUGCUUCUGUUUAAUAAUAUUUUUAUGAGAUUGUAUUUAUGUAAACUAAAGGAAAAAUGUCGUGAAGUUAGUUUUGUUGCACUUUUCUAAGGCUUUUGUAUUUUGCAUAGAGUUCUAGAAUACAAACAAGUUGUUUGGGGAACUUUAGGUUUAAAACUUACUCUGCCCCAGCAUAGCAGUGUAUUACGAGCAUUUUCAUUCUAGUAAGUACCUGUAUUAUUUUAGCAUGUGAGCAGUGUAUUUAUAUGGUAGUUAAAAAGCCCAGUGGACAUUUCCUGCUGCAGAGGAGCCAUUGGCAGUCCUGGUUCCACAUGAACUGACCUGUUUUGACAGUAGACUGCAUUUGCAAUAAUUGAAUAGUUGAUUUUUAUUUUUCUGAACUUUUUCAGUUCAUGGAGAGAAGGAAGCUCUUCUGUUGUGUUCCAUUGUUGAAGUUUCUCUGGAGGCUUUUCUGGUUUCCAAUUAUUGCAUAUGUGCAGCUGGAUUGAUUACUUGGGAAUCUGCUCAGUAGGGAGAGCACAAGUACACGUAACAUACUCAAGUAAUUAAUCCUUGUAACUUACAUUUCAGUUAGAAACUUUAGUUUUUACAUGUAUAGUAGGGUCAAUUUUACUAUUUUUCAGUAGCACUUUUAUACUUAUCUGAAGGGUUUUUUUUAACAGAAGUGUCUUUUCUGUAUGUUAUCUAAUGGAAAGAAAGUAUAACACUAUGAAAUGUAACACAGAAUAGUUAGCUUCCAGGCUGUCCGUUCACUUUAGGUCAGUGAUGAUCAAGAGUUGUUCAAUGUCUAUGAAUUAAAGUAGUGAUCCCAUUGAAUGUUGGACAACUCUCCAGGUCAAAGUCAGAAGGGCAUUAAUUGGUACCCUUUAGCUGUUAGAUGUGGGGGUACUUUGAGUUCAGGUGAGGCAGAAUUGACAGAACAGUGUGGUGAAUUUUGGACUUGGUGAAAGAACAGAAUGUUGUUGAUGUCUCAGUCUAACUUCUCAGCACUACAUCAGAUAAGGACUAACCUUGUUUGAAAUGACACUGCAGCCAGUACUUACAUCUCAUGAAUAACUGAUUUAAAGCUCUUUUUCCAUGGUCUUUAAAGAUGAUGUAAAACACAAUGAUUCUUAUAAGCUCUUCUCUUCUUCCAUCCAAGCUUUUCUGAUUUGUAUUGGUUUUAUCCUCAUUUGAAACGCAAAUAUUAGACUGACCAAACAUGUACAUGGGUUCAAUAAUCCUCCUUUUAGACAAGAAGCACUUUCUUCUUUCUCAGAACCCUGUCAAAUAGGUUCUGUACACAUUCACAUGCAUAGACAUUUUAGGUAUGUGUAGAGGUUUUGCAUAAAUGUAUGUAUGUACACAUAUAUACACACGUGCAAAUACAUUUGUGCAUAUGUGUGUACCUAUGCACCUUCUUAAUAAAACUGAACAUCUUUUAAGAAGUGCUUGAGUCUUGAAUACUUAUGAUGGUGUAACAGCUUAUACAUUUAAAAGGUAAGGAAGAAAAAGCUAUGUUGUUUGUUUCUGAUUAGAUCUUAGAAAUACGGUUCUGAGGAAAAUUGAAGUGUGUUCAAAUUGUAUUUCACCCUGUUUCUGGUUUAAAAGGCACAAGCUGUUAUUGGAACUUAAAAGGUCAGCAAAAGUAUUUUAAGCUAAACCUUUUGGAGGACCAAUAUGCUUUUAGUUUGCAAGGACCACUAAAGAUCUGGGCAUUUAGUUUCUUCAUAAUGUAUUCUGUAUGAAUAUUUAGUAUGUAUGCCUUCAAUUUGCCAAUGUUGCCAUGUUUUCUUCUUAAUUAUUCAUGAAAUAAAGAUUGCAAAUAGCAAAA